Fusarium verticillioides 7600 is the source of this 753-nucleotide messenger RNA. RefSeq lists its product as hypothetical. The coding region runs from base 1 to 753 and encodes 250 amino acids. The record is from RefSeq and is a predicted model, not a curated record. Gene Ontology annotation, molecular function: protein binding. The transcript has 3 exons. Lineage: Eukaryota; Fungi; Ascomycota; Sordariomycetes; Hypocreales; Nectriaceae.
AUGCUUAAGACCGGAGAGCUUUCCGACCUCACCAUCAUUUGCGGCAACAAUCAGCAUCGUGUACACAAGCUCAUCCUUAGCACUGGCUCUAAAUUCUUCAAAGUCGCCUGUACUGGCACAUACAAGGAAUCUGACGGAGAAAUCUAUCUCCCAGACGACGAUCCCGCUGCCGUGCGAAAGAUGAUUGGUUAUCUUUACAGUAUCGACUACAACCCCACAAGAACCCAGAUGCCGGACUAUGAAGAUGAUGUGGAGGCAGAGCUGUCCGAUACGGAAUACGACGGUGAGGCGCGGUAUCGAAUGAAGCUCUUUGGGGCAGUAUUUAUCGAGCGAAAAAGAAUAAAACGGCUCAAAGAGCAUGAAUGGGGAGGCUGGAAGGCCGAAGAGUCUCCCAUUUUUUCGCAGCUCUGCCUGCAAGCGAAAGUGUAUGCAUUGGGGGAAAAGUACGGGAUGCAAGGUCUUAAGGACGCAGCGAAGGGCGCGUUUGAGAGCGAAAUACAGAGUGGCAAUGUUGGGGUCGACGAAUUCGCGGAGGCGGUGGAGGAGGUCUACACUUCGACGGUCAGUGAAGAUAGGGGUUUGAGGGAUGUGGUUGUCAAGAUGAUUGAGCAGGAUAUCUUGCUGUUGGAUCAUAUGGUUGUGCGGGAGGUCAUGAGGGCUACUGACUUUGCGUUGGAUGUUCUGCUGUACAUGUCACAGGGAAUGAGGUCUCAGGCAAGGUUUAAAGAUUCACCACAGGUUGAACUUACAUAA